Nematostella vectensis (starlet sea anemone) is the source of this 1420-nucleotide messenger RNA. RefSeq names its product protein TsetseEP-like. The coding region runs from base 1 to 1218 and encodes 405 amino acids. The transcript has 3 exons. Lineage: Eukaryota; Metazoa; Cnidaria; Anthozoa; Actiniaria; Edwardsiidae. The record is from RefSeq and is a predicted model, not a curated record.
AUGAAGACAAGACUGAACACAAGCCAGAAGACAAGCCCGGAGACAAGCCCGGAGAUAAGCCCGAAGACAAGCUGGAAGACAAGCCGGAAGACAGACCGGAAGAAAAGCCUGAAAACAAGCAGCAAAACAAGCCCGAAGACAAGCCUGAAUACAAGCCGGAAGACAAAUCGGAAAACUAGCCUGAAAAGAAGCCUAAAGACAAGUCCUAAGACAAGCCCGAAGACAAGGCGGAAGAAAAGCCCGAAGACAGGCCGGAAGACAGACCGUAAGACAAGCCUGAAUACAAGCCGGAAGACAAGCCCGAAGUCAAUCCCGAAGACAAGCCCGAAGACAAGCCCGAAAACAAGCCCAAAGACAGGCCAAAAGACAAGCCCAAAGACAAGCUCGAAGACAAGCCUCAAGACAAGCCCGAAGACAAGCCUGAAUGCAAGCCGGAAGACAAGCCGGAAAACUAGCCUGAAAAGAAGCCUGAAGACAAGUACGAAGACAAGCCUGAGGACAAGUCCGAAGACAAGCCGGAAGACAAGCCCGAAGACAAGCCUGAAGAAAAGCUUGAAGCCUGAAGACAACCCCGAAGACAAGCCCGAAGACAAGACGGAAGACAGGCCGGAAGACAAGCCCGAAGACAAGCAGCAAGACAAGCCCGAAGUCAAGCCCAAAGACAAGCCCGAAGACAAGCUCAAAGACAAGCCUGAAGACAAGCCAGAAGACAAGCCAGAAGACAAGCCUGAAUACAAGUACGAUAACAAGCCUGAAGACAAGCCCGAAGACGAGCCCGGAGAUAAGUCCGAGGACAAGCUGGAAGACAAGCCGGAAGACAAGCCGGAAGACAAGCCCGAAGACAAGCCCGAAGACAAGCUGGAAGACAAGCUUGAAGGCAAGCCUAAAAACAUGUUUGAAGACAUGCCUGGAGACAAGCCUGGAGACAAGCCUGAAGACAAGACUGAAGACAAGCCAGAAGACAAGCCCGAAGACAAGCCCAAAGACAAGCCGGAAGACAGGCCGGAAGACAGGCCGGAAGACAGACCGGAAGACAGACCGGAAGACAAGCCCGAAGACAAGCCCAAAGACAAGCUGGAAGACAUGCAGGAAGACAGGCCGGAAGACAGACCGGAAGACAGACCGGAAGACAAGCCCGAAGACAAACCUGAAGACAAGCAGCAAAACAAGCCCGAAGACAAGCCUGAAUACAAGCCGGAAGACAAGCCGGAUAACUAGCCUGAAAAAAAGCCUGAAGCAAGCCUGAAAACAAGCCUGAAGACAAGCCGGAAGGCAGACCGGAAGAAAAGCCGGAACACAAGCCCGAAGAGAAGCCCGAAGACAAGCAGCAAGUCAAGCCCGAAGACAAGUACAAAGACAAGACUGAAGACAAGCCCGACGACAAGCCCGGAGAUAAGUCUGAAGACAAGAUGGAAGACAA